AUGGACGUGGACGUGGACCUGACGUGGACGUGGACGUGGACGUGGACAUGGACGGGGACGGGACGUGGACGUGGACGUGGACAUGGACGUGGACAUGGACGUGGACGUGGACGUGGACGUGGACGUGGACGUGGCGAUGGACGUGGACGUGGACGUGAACGUAGACGUGGACGUGGACAAGGACGUGGACAUGGACGUGGACGUGGACGUGGACGUGGACGUGGACAUAGACGUGGAGGUGGACGUGACGUGGACGUGGACGUGGACGUGGACGUGGACGUCGGUCACUAUGGGAAGUUAGAGUGCAAAUGCCUGGGAGAACGGUACCGCUAA
Messenger RNA from Closterium sp. NIES-65, 333 nucleotides. Lineage: Eukaryota; Viridiplantae; Streptophyta; Zygnematophyceae; Desmidiales; Closteriaceae. The record is from the annotation of a GenBank genome assembly.